Gigantopelta aegis is the source of this 4512-nucleotide messenger RNA. RefSeq lists its product as uncharacterized. The transcript is spliced from 17 exons. Bases 50 to 2872 code for a protein of 940 amino acids. Gene Ontology annotation, biological process: cell fate specification; cell-cell signaling; smoothened signaling pathway. The record is from RefSeq and is a predicted model, not a curated record. Gene Ontology annotation, molecular function: calcium ion binding; patched binding. Lineage: Eukaryota; Metazoa; Mollusca; Gastropoda; Neomphalida; Peltospiridae.
UACGAACUGUGUACCUUCCAUUUUGUCGAGUCGGAGCGAGGGUGGAGAAAUGAAGGAAUACACAAUGUUACUGACACUUCUGAUGCUGGUUUCUGUCGACUCUGUCGUCUCCGAAGAUGUGUUGUUUCCUGCUGGAACAACUUUACCAACAGUGGACCCGGAAUCAAUCCCAGAUGGCGCUACAAAAUACACUGACCCCAAAAAUACAGGGAGUUAUCUGUUUGAUUCUGAGGCUAAUAACGUAGAAAUGGAGCGGCUGGCACUCACUAUCUUAGUGAGCCACGUCAAGUCGCAGAAUGACCGCUACUUCCGGGCUCACCCAGUUCUUAUAGCAUGCGCAGAGAAAGUCAUGGUGGAUCUCACGAACCAGGAUAAACCGUUGAUGGUGAUCCGCGGGUACCAGACCAGAACAGAAAUCGGAUCAAGUCAAUCGGAUCAGGAUAUUUACGCUGCAGCAGGGACCGCAAUUCAGCUGAUGUUUCGACCCAAAGUCAAUGGCGACUUGCUCAGCAUUGCCCAGGCAGCUUUGAAUCACUGUCCUUUAAUCUUCGAGCGAGCUGAACGCGACUUCGGCUUGGUGAUGAUGUCAGACCGCGUCCAUAUCCAUAUGACUGAGGCGGACGGCGGCGGGGUGUUUCUGGGUGUCGACGGAUACACGGGGAGCGAGGCGGGCAACUUCGAGAACUGGGCGUGGCAGCAGAUUGACAACGGACUAGACCCAGAAGCAGUAGACACGUGUACGUCGUUCACAGGGCUGCCCCCUGGUGGCGUAUAUCCAACAGGCAGUCCGUCCCCUGAAGCAACGGUUGGACACGUAGACGACCCCAUCACAAGAAACUCCGAAGACUUUAAUAACCUCGUGCAGUAUCCUGGCCGGUCAGUUGAGUUUGAAAACGAGGAGCGGACGUCGCCGUGGUGUGGUGAUGUCGACACCCCGUGUCAGGACUGCAGGAGUAAACCACAGGGCAACUCUAGGUCCAGGAGGUGUGCCAGUCGACUAAUGAGCCCGAGAAUGUUUGCGUGUAUCAGAAUUCUCCAGAAACUCGUCAGGCACAAUCUCAACAGGAAACUAAGGAUUGUGUCUGCGUUUGACGAAGCGCGAGAAGGUCACACUCCUGACGCAGCCUCUCUCCGGACUGAGGGACGUCUGCUCACACUCAAACUCAGCGGCACCAACUCGGGGGCAGACAUGAACACCCUCAGCAAACUGGCGCGCUGUGCAGACAUCGACUACGUCAAGAACGACGGUACCAGAGUCAUUGUGGCUGUGAGAAAAUCAGUUGAUUGGAAUUCUGAUAAAGUGAGGUUUCCUGAAUCGUCUGUUCUGAUCGUGUCAGCCCCAGCAUCAAAGAAAGACAUCUACAAGUUGCCGCGAUACGUUGAUGAGAAGAAACACCCGCUAAUCGACCCCGACAGCCAGGAGGACCUGGAGUUGGCCGAGAACACUCCGCUGGGUUUGUUCAAGUCUAAAGACUCCGCUUACCGCUACCUGCGAGUCCAGCCUAGACUGACCAUGUGUCACUCGGCCCUGCUUCACAAACUCAACAAGUGGAAUCCACAAGAUGUGAAGACCAUUGACAUCGUCAAUGCCUACAUGUCUGCCCAGGAGGAACAGCUCAAGAUUGACGCGAUGGACCAGCGUUUUGGCAAGUUCUCCAGCGGAGAAGGCAUGGAGAUAAGACUUGGAGCCUCAGACCCGAACACCAUCGUCGACGCGUCAUCGCUGUCGUUACUGCUGAAGACGACUGUAGACAUGUGUGGCCCCAUCUUCCACGACGCUGCCUCAGCGGUAGGCAUCGGGCUGUACAAGGACACGGUGUUCGUUUGCAUGCAGGACGAGUUUGAUUUCUGGACGGACGAUCAAAGUCUUAUUCCCAGUGAAUACUUCCUUGCUUCAUAUAAGGAAAUGCUACAGAACAGGUUCAAACUGGCAUCGCAACAUCGGCUGAUCGACCCAGAUGACCUUGACGAUGCCUGUAGUAACGCUGACCCGCCAGCCCGCCAAUCUGUACACUUCCAACACACGCACUCGGCCCGAGUUGUGAGCCGAGGCCCCGACGAGUGCGUGCCAUCCAGUGGCAGCCAGUUCUGUAGGGACACGGAGCAAAUCAGAAAGAAUCACAUCGAGGUCAUGGCAAAGGAAUUGGCGCGCAAAUGGUGGUAUCACGAUCACGAUGAGCUACAGGCAGCCUUUGAGAAGUGUUUCAGCUUAUGUGGAACAUGUAUGGAUGGAGAGAUCUGGGACGAGAAGGUGAAGAACUGUGACAACUUCCUACACUGGGCACCCUUCGAGCUGCUCAACGAAGGCGAAGUGUCGAACAUCUUCCCCCGAGACAACGCCGCGCUGCGCAGAUACGCCAGUCAGAGCGGACACACCAUAGAGGACUCUCCUCUCUUCCAUCUUGUCUUCAACACUGUUGGCACGACAUACCGCCCCGACCCUAAAGCGAGUGUCCAGGAAGAGUUGUACCCCCAGGCUGAGAACCCUAGUCCGGUGUUGGAACUGCUUCUGAAAAUGUACUGUAUUAACGCUGUCGGGACCGUCAAAUUCUGGGUGGCCGACGAGACAGACACGGUGUCCCUGAAAGAAGCCUUAAGGGCUGUGGUGGUGUACAAUAAAAACGUCACCGACAUCGAGGUAUACGUCAUGAAUGAGGCCAGCAGGGACGCGGUUGAGGCGACCAUUGAGAACCUGGUAGCCGAGUGGUCGACCAGCUCGUGUCCGCUCUACACGCGGGAGUUCAUAGCGCAGACGACAGUCCGCAGUCUGUCGCACGACAUUACAAAACGUUCGGUCAGUCCGUCUGUUGGUGAGGAACUCAUCAACGAGUUCAACAGCUGGGAGUAUCGGUGGGCGAACCAGGAACUGUAAAACACACAAUACCUUCAUAUAAUUUUAUACAUUUACAUUUCACUCAAAAUAGUGCUGAACUCACUUGGUAAAUUAAGUUAUUAUAUCACAUAACACUUGAUAUGUUAUUGGAAAAUAUGUAAGAUAAUUGUACCGUUCUUGUUCCAGCAUUCGACUUAACCAUUUUAUAACUGAGCUUUAGUCUAUAGAAUCUGAUCUUAAUUUGUUAGAUAAUGUUUGUUAUUUAACUAUAUUUUAUUUUUAAAAUGUCAUUAGAGUUGGUACAGGUUUAAAACUUAAUAAUAUGGGGUUUUUUUUAUAUUAGUUUUAGCAUUAUUAUUUAAUAUUUGGUUUAAAUAUAUGCAAUUCCUCGGUUCACUUUUGAGGCAAAGGACUGAUGCGUCUUACCUUAAAUCAAUCAUCAGAUAAACUUAGUGCACAGAUAAAUCUACGCUGUGAUAGUUGCAAAUGAAGUUAUACUUGACUUUCCAUUUCAAACUAAAUAUAUUUGUUCAACUAUGAUCUAUUUUUGCAUCAGAUUGUCCAAUUUCCAAAAAAACCCAUAAAAAAAAAAAACCGAAUGUAAAUUUUGUUUAAGCAAAUCUGUGAUAACAUUUAUUGCGAACCGUCCGGAAUUACAAGGGAAUGUCACGUCAAUAUAGAACUAGAAAUUAUUGGGAAGUUUUUUUGUUAAAAACAAGUUUUAUUACAGGCGUGUUUAUGUGAUUACCCUGACCUCUUGUGAUUUUUAAAAUCAAAAGCCUCAAUGGACUCGGGAAUAACUGUCCUCGUAUGGAACAGGCACUAAAUAGAGAUUCAGGGGUCAUUGCCAAACGUCAAUUCGACUGCGGUGUGCAGAGAUACGGUCUUCAUUGUGGAUAACUUUGUGUUGUUCAGGUAAUUAUAUUAUAGUACGUGGGGGGUGGUGGAAGAGAUUUAACAGCCCGAGUGUAUCAAUGUUGUUUUUGGGACAAUUAACAAAAUUCUCCAUUGGCAAGAACAAAGACCACGCUCUAUUAUUAUUAUGGUAAAGACAUUUCACAAUUAUUUUUGUUUGUGAUAUACUUUUACUUACUUGUUUCUGUGAUAGUUGUCAUUGCACGUGUGAUAUUUUGUUUUCUUUUUUAUUAUCACAGUACAUCGAGGGCUCAUAACCAGAACUGAUCAUAUCAAAUAUCAUGGUUUUCACUACAAUAAGUUUUACCAUUUAAUAUAUAUAGCUUUGCUUCACUCAUUAGUUACAUGUAUGCAAACCCCUCCAAAUAAAAAAUAAACUUAAAAGAGAAAAAAAAAGCAGAAGGAAAUGUGAAAUGAUGUGCUUCUUUCACUUUUGCAACUUUUUAGAGUUCUGGUGCACAGCUCUCGAUAAUAUACUGAUUUCUAAUGGAAACUUGACAUACAUAAAAUUUGAAUAAUUUGAUAAAUAUUGUUGGUAAUCGAAAAGAAUCAAUUUCAAAACCACCUUACAAACACUUUGCAUGUAUCAUGAAGUGCAUUGUGACGUUUAGAUCAACUUUCUGAUUCUUUCAUAUCCCACUGUACCGUUUGUUGAUUUUCUCCAAAAUAAUUGCAGUCCUUGUAAAGUUUCUUUUGGAUGUCAGUGUAUUUAAUAUUUCUGCCCUAUUCACUUUGUUUUCACAUCUAAUAAAGAAUUUCUUUGA